CGCCGGGCGGGCGCGCAGGCCCGCGGGGCCGUUGCUCCCGCUCGUGCUGCUGCCCCUCCCGCCUGUACCGGCCGCUCGGCCGCGGCUGCAGCCCAGUGCCAGUGCCGGCUCUUCUGCGCUCUCUGGGCCGAGCGCGGGGUGCAGGGAGCAUCGAGGACUCAGUCUGCCUGCCUGGAGGGCAGAUUGACCCGCAGGAGCCCGCCCGCUCUGCUGCCAGCAGGGGUGGGUUCUUUGCGAAGUCGUGCUCCAGACUUGAAACGUCUAGUCGGAAGCCCGCGCUUCUGCGCGGUGGGACUUAAGAGAGAAACACAGCACUUUCUUUACAAGGUCUCCAUCAGGCCAGCAUGGUUUCUCACACUUGGGGUAGGCUUGUUUUAGGAAAAGAUUAUGCCCGAGUUAUCCAGGCAUGUAUGAAUCUACUUCCCAGAAAUAUCUAAUUUGAUACUCCAGUUUCCAUGAAAAGACAACGUUGCAAACAGCCCUUUACUGAGGAUGAUUGCAGUACUCGCGGAGUGAUUGUAUGAUACAGGAGCAUUGCCGUUUCUUGGUGUGUGAAAGUAACCCAGAGAAUUGAGGAAGUUGCUAAGAGUGUGCUGGGAAUGCUCCAGGAAAAGACCAAGUGCUGAAGAAAGUGAACAUCAUGGAUCAGAACAACAGUCUGCCACCGUAUGCCCAGGGCUUGGCCUCCCCCCAGGGUGCCAUGACGCCUGGGAUCCCCAUUUUUAGUCCCAUGAUGCCUUAUGGCACAGGCCUGACGCCCCAGCCUAUUCAAAACACCAACAGCUUGUCUAUUUUGGAAGAGCAGCAACGGCAGCAGCAACAACAGCAGCAGCAACAGCAGCAGCAGCAGCAGCAGCAGCAGCAGGCGGCUGCAGCAGCGCAGCAGUCAGCACCCCAGCAGCCAGCACAGGGGGCCUCCGGCCAGACCCCGCAGCUCUUCCACUCACAGACUCUUACCACCGCACCCUUGCCGGGCACCACGCCCCUGUAUCCCUCCCCGAUGACCCCCAUGACCCCCAUCACUCCUGCCACACCAGCCUCCGAAAGCUCUGGGAUCGUGCCGCAGCUGCAAAAUAUAGUAUCCACAGUAAAUCUUGGUUGUAAACUUGACCUUAAGACUAUUGCACUUCGUGCCCGAAACGCUGAAUAUAACCCCAAGCGGUUUGCGGCUGUAAUCAUGAGGAUACGGGAGCCGCGGACCACGGCGCUCAUCUUCAGCUCUGGGAAAAUGGUGUGCACAGGAGCCAAGAGUGAAGAACAGUCCAGACUAGCAGCAAGAAAGUAUGCCAGAGUCGUACAGAAGUUGGGUUUCCCUGCAAAGUUCUUGGAUUUCAAGAUCCAGAACAUGGUGGGGAGCUGUGACGUGAAGUUCCCCAUAAGGCUGGAAGGCCUCGUGCUCACCCACCAGCAGUUCAGCAGUUAUGAGCCAGAAUUAUUUCCUGGAUUAAUCUACAGAAUGAUCAAACCCAGAAUUGUGCUCCUUAUCUUUGUUUCUGGGAAGGUUGUGUUAACAGGUGCUAAAGUCAGAGCAGAAAUUUAUGAAGCGUUCGAGAACAUCUACCCCAUUCUGAAGGGAUUCAGGAAGACCACGUAGUGGCUGCCACCGCUCCUGCCUGCCCCACCCACUUGCUUUUCAGUGAAUCAGUUUGGUGCCGUUCGUGGACUCAGGUGCAGCCCGUAGCACUAGGCCACUCGUGCAACCCUCUUUAGGUGCAGGAGGGGCUGCUGCUGCUCUGGGGCUCCCGCAGCACAGCUGUGAGUUGACAGCUGUGCAGCUGUGAGGGUGGCGCUGCCCAUUUAUUUAUAUUUAGGUUUCAAACACUGCUGUUGGCAAGUUGGUUGGCGUAAGGGACAGAACUUAAGUGUUAAAGCCACCUGUACAAUUGGACUUCUUACUUGUUUAAUCCCCUCCACCCCCAUAAACCACAGUUUUUAUAUUUCUACCAGAAAAGUAAAAAUCUUUUUUAAAAGUGUUGUUUUUCUAAUUUGUAACUUUUAGGGGUUAUUUUUUGUGCCAGACACAUUCCGCCUUUCCAGUAUUGCAGGACAGAAUAGAUGUAUUAAUGAAAACAAAUGGCUGUACAUAUUUUUCUUCCUUCAGAGUACUCUGUACAAUAAAUGCAGUUUAUAAGA
Molecule: messenger RNA, 2133 nt
Organism: Sciurus carolinensis (gray squirrel)
Lineage: Eukaryota; Metazoa; Chordata; Mammalia; Rodentia; Sciuridae
Gene: Tbp
Product: TATA-box binding protein
Exons: 8
Coding region: 641-1594 (317 amino acids)
Biological process (GO): DNA-templated transcription initiation
Molecular function (GO): RNA polymerase II general transcription initiation factor activity; DNA binding
Source: RefSeq, a predicted model, not a curated record